AUUAUAAACUGUUUGAAAAUAAACAGUUUUCCAAAAUCCAAAUUUUUUAUUUACGAACUGACAUCAUGCCGUCUGUGGAUCACGUGGUGCACCAUGUGCUGGCCCCCAUGGCAAUCGAAGCCCUCGAUUGCAUAGUGCCUGUUAUCCGCCACCUGGUGAUCAUCCUGCAUGAGUCCUUCCUCAUUGAUCACAAGGAGCCGGAGCCCGUGAUCGAUGUGUCCGGCAUGAUUCAGCCCGUCCGUAAAAUAGUCCUGAUCGUAAACGAUCCUACGCCGGAGCACCAUGCCGAUCAGCAGACGGUUGUCAGUUCGGAUGAUCUCCGCGGCUUGUUGGGUGGAUUCUCGCGGAGCAUUCGGAACCUGGCCCGUUCGACGUAUGACACCAUCUCGGCGCUGGCCGACUAGCUGGAGUGAGGAGCCCCCGAACUAAUUGUCAGGCUGGUCGAUAGAAAAACUCAAAAUCGAUCCAACUGAUCCUCCAGAUGAUCUUGUUGCGGUUGUUCCUUGAGCCAUGGAUACGGUGCACCCGGCAAUGGCUGCUCCCGACUUUUGGUGGUUACCUGCUCGCUUACGCAGGUGGCUGGCCGGGUCUUGCACCAAUCCCGUGGUCCUGUGGCCGAUCCGCUGACGGCCGUCGAACAUCCCUUGGUCUAAGGCGAUCGCAUGGAUUUCGCCUGUUCCGUGGUUCAAAGUAUUGAAAGCUGCCCAAGUUGGGGAGUGAUCUGAAGUCCGGGAACACCUCCACAGAUGAGGAGAAGACCAAAAAGGACUCGGAGCCGACAGCUGGAAAACGAGAAACACCGCCUGCGGCAAAUCCGCCGGAAGAGGAGUAAGAUCCAGCCAGGAAUGGAAAUCAGUCAGCUUUGAUAUCCAAAUUUUAAGUAGCCUUCACUUCACUUUUUUGUCGGCUUUGUGUGAUUCCAAACCAACAGAGCUCAUUCAUUUUCUUUUGUAAAAUAAAAAAAUAAAAUACGAAAACUUAAACAUAAA
Molecule: messenger RNA, 989 nt
Organism: Drosophila subpulchrella
Lineage: Eukaryota; Metazoa; Arthropoda; Insecta; Diptera; Drosophilidae
Exons: 1
Coding region: 66-404 (112 amino acids)
Source: RefSeq, a predicted model, not a curated record